GGCGCCUUCACUGGAUAAUUUCUGCGCGAGCGCGAGCCGCCGAUCCAAGGGCCAAAAUUGUGUUAUUGUUGCCGCGUUUAACCCGACAUCAUGAAGAUUGGACUUUGUGCUUACAGUGGGUAUAAAAUUUACCCAGGUCAUGGUAAGACCAUGGUCAAAGUUGAUGGAAAGAACUUUACUUUCCUUAAUUCAAAAUGCGAGUCAGCCCAUUUGAUGAAAAGGAAUCCAAGAAAAGUUACAUGGACUGUUCUUUACAGGCGUAAGCACAAGAAAGGUCAAGAAGAAGAAAUGGCCAAAAAAAGAACACGAAGGACUCAAAAAUACCAACGUGCUAUUGUUGGUGCUUCACUUACCGAUAUUAUGGCUAAGCGUAACAUGAAGCCAGAAAUUAGGAAGGCACAACGUGAACAGGCUAUCAAAGCUGCAAAGGAACAGAAAAAAGCAGCAAAAGCUGUUAAAAAAGCUGCUGCACCAGCAAAACCAAAGCCAGUUCAUAAACAGAAGGCUACAAAAGUUCAGCCAAAAGCUGCUCCAAGAGUAGGAGGAAAACGAUAAAUUAUCUUUUUUAAUUAUUGAAUAAAACUCCAAGUGCUUGCACUUGAUAAAAAAAA
This is a messenger RNA of Trichogramma pretiosum, 611 nucleotides long. RefSeq names its product 60S ribosomal protein L24-like. Gene Ontology annotation, cellular component: cytosolic large ribosomal subunit. Gene Ontology annotation, molecular function: mRNA binding; structural constituent of ribosome. Bases 91 to 555 code for a protein of 154 amino acids. The record is from RefSeq and is a predicted model, not a curated record. Lineage: Eukaryota; Metazoa; Arthropoda; Insecta; Hymenoptera; Trichogrammatidae. Gene Ontology annotation, biological process: cytoplasmic translation. The transcript has 5 exons.